Paralichthys olivaceus (Japanese flounder) is the source of this 1766-nucleotide messenger RNA. Its product is annotated as phospholipase A and acyltransferase 4-like. NCBI's taxonomy places the organism in Eukaryota, Metazoa, Chordata, Actinopteri, Pleuronectiformes, Paralichthyidae. Gene Ontology annotation, molecular function: A2-type glycerophospholipase activity; glycerophospholipid phospholipase A1 activity. Gene Ontology annotation, biological process: N-acylphosphatidylethanolamine metabolic process. The record is from RefSeq and is a predicted model, not a curated record. Gene Ontology annotation, cellular component: cytoplasm.
UCAGCUGAUCAUGUUCAGUCGCCGGGGUCAGUGUCGGUGCUCGUGUCGGUGCUGUUGAGUCUGACGUGGACGGUGAAGUUGACCGGAGCGGGACACACCGACUGGAGGAGUUUCGAGUCCAAACUGACCCAAGAUUUACAACCAAAAUGGCUCCGACUCUGGAUAUUGAGAAACUGCAGCCUGGGGACUUGAUUGAAAUCUCCCGUGGGAUGUACCAGCACUGGGCUGUGUACACUGGUGAUGGCUACGUUGUUCACGUGGCACCACCCUGUGAGGGCCCGGGAGCAGGCUCCAGCAGUGUGAUGUCCGUCGUAGCUGACAGGGCCGUGGUGAAGAGAGAGUUCCUGUGGAACGUAGUGGGAGAAGAUGAUUGGCGAGUAAACAACGACCUGGACAAUGAGUACCAUCCCCUUCCAGGUUCUAUCAUUGUGAAUGAGGCCAUGCAAUGGGUGGGCAAGGUGUUGCCGUACUCCGUCUUCAGCAAGAACUGUGAGCACUUUGUCAACAACCUACGCUACGGCAAACACGAGUCCCGUCAGGUGAAUCAAGUAAAAAGAAUUGCCCUUGCUGCAGGCGGGACAGUAGCCGUCUUUGGAGGGAUUUUGGGCUUCCUGGCUUUGAUGAGAGGCAACAGAACAUCAGACCGGAACACAGAGUGAUUGAGGUCCCAAGUCGCCUGUCUCGGAAUCAGUGCCUUGAUAAACACAUCACCAACAAAGUCUGGACCUAAUCACAAUCAAACUAAAGCACAGAUUACUUUUUCUACCUUAUCUUAACUUUACAUCCUUUUUUCCCUCACACAAGGUUAAAUGCAAGGUAUUUUUUAGACAUUUCUACAAAUUUCCACUUAAUAAUGGGCCUCAAUGAAAAAUGUCUAAAUAUUUUUAUAAGACAAAUUGAAAAUGACAGAUAGUUUUGGGAGGUUUGUAAGAAUGAGAAUCUUUUCUACAGAUUAGGGUUGUGUUUUUUUAAAAUUCAAACUUAUAAACAAGAUGUUUCUAAAAGGUGCUCAUUUAGGAGUAGUAGUGGGUAUUUAAUAUCUUAAUGUGGUUGAUGGUAUCUGAAGAAGAAUAUAUAACACUCACGCAUAAUAAAAUUGUUAACACGUCUCACAGGAAGGGCAUUUUAAUGUCAUGUCACAUCACGUUGUGCUAACUUUGUCACCUUCUGUUGAUUAAUUAAAAAAAGAUUCAAAAGUAAUUUGUUUGAAUAUCUAUGUUGACAUUAUUGUUGUGUAUUCUCUCUCCUGUAGUUUGUGCUUUUCCUUUUUGUCAUUCUGCAGGUGUCUCUCACUGCAGGUCUGCCACAGCUACUUAGCUAUUACCUUAACCUGUCACCAGAAUUAUUAUUAUUAUUACUGACAUUACUAUAUUACUAUUGUUUGUCAUUUUAGGAAUGGUUGGAUGUCUUUACAGUAUUUGUAAGCUUGACCUUAUUAUGCAAAGUGCCUUAAGAUAAUGUACUCUGUUUUGAUUUUGUGCUAUUUGGUAAAAGUACAAAUGCAGCUCACUGCAUGUCUGCCAUAACUACUUAGCUACUACCUUAACCUGUCACCAGAAUUAUUAUUAUUAUUACUGACAUUACUAUAUUACUAUUGUUAGUCAUUUUAGGAACGGUUGGAUUUCUCUACAGUAUUUUUAAGCUUGACCUUGCGAUGCAAAGUGCCUUAAGAUAAUGUACUCUGUUUAGAUUUUGUGCUAUUUAGUAAAAGUACCAAUGAAACAAGAAUAAUCCAAUGCAUGUUAAAGUUUUGAUAAAGGGUUAUC